Molecule: messenger RNA, 651 nt
Organism: Brenthis ino (lesser marbled fritillary)
Lineage: Eukaryota; Metazoa; Arthropoda; Insecta; Lepidoptera; Nymphalidae
Source: the annotation of a GenBank genome assembly
AUGAGUAGCCGCAACCCCAAUACGUUAAUGAGUGUUCCUGACGAACAAUUUGAUUAUUUAUUCAAAAUUGUCCUUAUUGGUGAUUGUGGUACGGGUAAAACAUGCAUUGUGCAACGAUUGAAGUCCGGUAAUUUCAUUGAAAGACACGGCAAUACAAUAGGCGUAGACUUUUCUAUGAAAACUUUAAUAGUAGACGGCAAGAAGGUCAAGCUUCAGAUAUGGGACACUGCAGGACAAGAACGUUUCAGAACAAUAACACAAAGUUAUUAUCGUUCAGCCAAUGGAGUCAUCAUAGUCUAUGAUAUAACAAAAAGAUCUACAUUUUUGUCCUUGCAAAAGUGGAUAGAGGAAGUAAGGCGCUAUACAUCAUCUAAUGUAAUAGUUUCACUGAUAGGCAACAAAUGUGAUCUAACAGACCAACGAGAAGUUGAGCCAGAUGAACCUAAGUCAUUUUGUCGUUAUGUUCCUGAAAUUAUGUUUGUAAUGGAGACGUCUGCAAAAGAUAACACAAAUGUUGAGGAUACAUUCCGCAGCUUAGCUACGGAACUAAAGAGGCAACAUGAUAGUAGUGAAGGUCCUCCAGCUGACUCAGAUUCGGUAGUGCUAGGUGAAAGUCACCCAGUAAGUAGGUGCCAGCCCUGUAGAUCUUCU